Molecule: messenger RNA, 355 nt
Organism: Trichobilharzia regenti
Lineage: Eukaryota; Metazoa; Platyhelminthes; Trematoda; Strigeidida; Schistosomatidae
Source: the annotation of a GenBank genome assembly
AUGAAGUGCAUCUUCCUCCUCGUCUGCUUAACCGUUCUCGUCAGUCAAACACAAGGCCUGAUUCUGGAUAAGAUGUUCAACAUUUUGCCGCCAACAUUGAAGAAACUGGUGAAGAAGGUGGUUCAUUGGGCGUGUCCGAAUGAGAGAGCACCGAGCGUAGGAGGUGGUUCAUCAGAUGUGACAACUACGAAGAAGGUGACGAAGACGGUGAAGGAAUCUCGCUGACAGUCUUCCGUCGGUGAAUUUCUCCUCAACCGUCAGUCUUUAUUUUAUCUCACCAUAUAAUUUUAUUGGCGUUUAUGAGCUAUGCAUACUUUAGACCAAUGGUCAAUAAAAACGAUGAUGUGUAAACAGU